Danio rerio (zebrafish) is the source of this 3301-nucleotide messenger RNA. The record is from RefSeq and is a predicted model, not a curated record. NCBI's taxonomy places the organism in Eukaryota, Metazoa, Chordata, Actinopteri, Cypriniformes, Danionidae.
UGCACCUUCUCAGAUGCUGCGUCAUCAUUUGAGCGAUCUAAAUUCACACGGCCGACCAAAUAUAGCCUACAUGUUGUCCUGUGGGGUUGUUUAAAGGUUCUAUCUUGUCCAUCUAGUUCCAUUUAAUCCAUCUGGUUUUAUAGGUACAAGCAAACGACAGCUUUUUAUUAAGAAUUGCAAGGGUUGCCCAGUCAUUUUAUUAACGGGAAAAUCAUUGAACGAGACAUUUAGGAUUAAUUUGGCAAGGAUAGCAAAAGGGGAGCUGUUUUUGUGCUCUGUUUCUUGUGCUGCAUUCAUCGCUUGACUGCGGUGGAGCUGCGGCUUCAUCAGCAUCAGCAUCUCCAUCGACUCGCGUCCUUCAGCAGGACCAGCGUGCCUUUACUUGCAGACGAGGAAACAGCCCGAAUUUGUCUUAAAGUUGCUCAGAGGCAGACAUUUAAUUUCGACCCUGCUAAGAAGAGGCAAUGAAGUCUUGUCCGUCACUGGCAACUUGUUUUGUGUUAUCAGCUUAUCUGUCAUGUAUGGUGGGUGUAGUCAGCGCAACAAACCCUUACCUAAAACCUGGCUUUUUGGAUUUUAACUCCUGGUUUUGGAACACCCCUCGAGGGCCACAGAUGUUCUCCUGCCUUACAUACAUUGAGAAAAACCUCCAGGUUGACUGUGAAUUCCCUGAGACCCACAAGAUCCCAGGCCCAUUCUGCGAGUUCAGACAGGAUGGGCGACUCAUGGGAUCCACCUACCCAAAUACUCCAGUCCAAUUGAUUCCUCAUAUUGAGGUCAGACGCCGUGCUAAUGUCUCCCUGGUGUCGCCGAACAUUUGUCGCCUCACCUGGAUGCCAAUGUCAGAUGACCGCGCGUACACUUACACGUGCAGGGUGUACCAGGGCAGCACCUGGAAGGAGAACAGCAUGGCAUUCCACCAAAGAAAUGUUCUGGUGUGCUCUGCAUUGAGCGUAUUCUUCCACACUGGACCGUGGAUGUUUGCAGUUAUGAUAUCACUUCCCAUCUCUCUCGGGCUUCUGUCUGUUUGACUUCACUUCAUCAAGCAGGCCAAAAGUCAAAGUCAUUAUCACAUUUAACCACUUUUGGUAUUUUAACUUCCGUGACUUUUUUGUUUGUUUUACAACCCCACUUAAAAUGUAUAUGGUGAUCGCCCAUCGUUACUGUAUCAAUAUUCACUGUGAAAUGGAAUGCAUCUGUCCCAAGCAAGUAUACACUUUUAAAACAAUGGUCACAAACUAAGAUGUUGUAUAAAUUUUUACAUUGCCAUUCAAAACCUUGGGGUCAGUAUGGUUAUUUGUUUAACAGAAAUAAAUUAAUAAUUUACUCAGCAAAUUCAGCAAGGAUGACAUGUUUAAAGAUAAGAUCUAUAUAUAUAUAUAUAUAUAUAUAUCUUUACUUUGGAUAGGACAGUGAAGAUUAAAAACAGGAAAUUCCGAUUUCCAAUUCCCAAGCUGUGAAUACAACUCGAGUUGCAGUGAACAGCAUGUUAUUAUAUAUCAGCGCACUUAACCACUAGGUUUUGGUGCUGACAAGAUAUUAAACUUAUAAUAUCUUAAGUAUAUUAAAGUAUAAAAGUAUAUAUUAAAGUAUAAAGUUAUGAAGAAUUUCUUUUUUAAAGGACGGGGAAAUUCAGCUUUGCUGUCCCAUAUUCAAAUAUAAAAUAAUGUACUGUAUAAAUGUCCUGUAUACAUUUUUGUCCCCUAAAGGUUUAUGAUUUAUUUCAUGGGUUAAAAAAGACUUGAGCAGUUGUAGAGCGAACGUUCUAAUGCCGAGCUGCUGAAAGCAACAACAAAUUAAACAACAAAUUAAACACAAUAAGCACUAUCAUCAUAAAAACACACAGAAAAUGAUGCCACUCCAGCUGAAACUCAGUUAAAAUUACAUUUAUAAUUUCUUUUAAAAAUCAGUUUUCAAAUCAUACUUUUUUCUUCAUGAAUGUCUGAUCUUUAUUAAUCUGAUAUUGUAUAAAAAACAUCACACCAGCUUGAUCUUCAAGUUCAUUCAUUUUAUCUUAGCUUAUUUAUCAGGGGUCCCCACAAUGGAAUGAACCGCCAACUAUUCUAUCAUAUGUUUAGCCAGUGGAUGCCCUUCCAGCUGCAACCUAGUACUGGAAAGUUCUUUAAAUUUGCUUUUAGCUGUUGAUGCCUUAAAUCUUAAAUUUGUUUAAAAUUUGUGGGGGCUCGUCCGGGAUCACAGUACAUUUGAAGUAUUAUCAUAAUAUCUUCUUUGCUUUUACCAAUAUUACCGACCCCAAACCUUUGAAAUGUAAUGUAUUAAUAUACAAUAGUUUAAUCAAAACAUUUCCAGUCAAAAUGAUUUUUUUUUUGUGUGUGUAAUGAAGUAAUCAUUUAUAGUCAGAUGAAUGUAGCAUGAUUGUCAAUUGCAUUGAGAUCAGAUUAAAAUUUUGCAUAAAUGUAUCCACUGUAGCUUGAGACGAUCAGCCAUUCAGCAUAUCACCUACAGUAUUCUCUGUUAUAACAAAUAUACAUUAUUAUUUUAAUAUAUGGCAUAGGAUCUUUAUAUUCAACUAUGCGCUUCCUUCAAAACAAGUCAUAGUAGCUCAAAAAGAUGUUAUACUUUUUAUUCCUGACAUUUUUGUAAUCUUUAUAGAAACAACUGAGUGAAAUCCGUAAUCUGUAAUCUCAUUGGUCAGUUGGCUGGUUUAUUGAUCCUUGCAAUUUGUCCAGUACAAAAUGCAUUGCACUACCUGAUCAUUGCCUGUUUAUCACCUUUAUAAGGACAACUCUGUUUGAAGGACAUCACCACUGAUGACAUAUUAAAUUCCAACGCUCACACAUGAUGCAACUGAAUAUCCUGUACAACAGCUGAAGGACUUUUUUCAGUAACGUUUCAAGGAGAAGAACGACACAGACCUAGAACAGUACACAAGUGCAUAAGAAUCUAGUCUAGCUCAAUAACUAUUCUGAUGUACACUUACAUAUAUUUAUAUGUGUCUUCCAUUAUGCUUGCAUGCACAGUACAGAUGCUGUAAGUACACAUUUAAUUGCACUGUACUGUUUAGCUGCUCUUGCACAUGCUUUUUUGCACCAACUUUAAGUGCCUUAAGUUGACUUAAGGUAUAAUCUGUGCUUUUGCAAUGUAGUGCUUUGUUUCAUUUUUGACCAUAGUGACUCACAAAGACUGCGUAGCAAUAUGUUCAAGCACUAACACGCACAUUUCACACACUAAUUGUCUUUGUACUCUCUUCUUUUACUGUAUCUUUCCAUCACUUUGUCUUAUCAUUUAAAGGAUCUACUGAGAAAUGUCACAGAAAACAAUAAAGGAAUGUAGAGUGUAA